This is a messenger RNA of Vanessa tameamea, 1020 nucleotides long. RefSeq lists its product as uncharacterized. The record is from RefSeq and is a predicted model, not a curated record. NCBI's taxonomy places the organism in Eukaryota, Metazoa, Arthropoda, Insecta, Lepidoptera, Nymphalidae. Bases 1 to 1020 code for a protein of 339 amino acids. The transcript has a single exon.
AUGGCUAAAGCUAAGCAGGAAUUAGGCGUUACUGUUAGAAGUUUUGUCACAGACAGUGCUGCAAAUGAACGAUUAAUGCGGAAUCAUCUUGAGAAAACUGAAGACGUGGAUAUAAUACAAUAUGGAUGUUCAACUCAUAUCUUAAAUCUUCUGGCUAAAGAUUUGGAGAUCCCUGCCGUUACCAAAUCGAUUAUCAAAGAAAUAAAAUACUUUCGCAACCAUCACAUUCCAGCAGCUCCAUACAAACAAGAAGGCGGUAAAAAGUUAGUCCUCCCUCUAGAAGUACGAUGGAACACGAUGAACGACGCUAUUCGCUCGUAUCUGGACAAUAGAGGAAUUUUAGUUCAAGUUAGCCAAGACCAUAAAGACAAAAUCGGUAGGGAGGUUAUAAAAAUUGUGAAUGACUGUCAGAUUACAAUGAAUGCUGUAGAUUUCCUUAAAACAUUGUCACCCAUUACAACAGCUCUCGACAGGAUGCAACGUAAUACUACCACAAUAGCUAUAGCUGUUGAAAUGUGGAAUAAACUCGAGGUUGACCUGUUGGGUAACAGUGCAUACCAAAGUGCCAAUACAAAGAAAGUAUUUUUGAGCCGCAGAGCAAUGGCGCUGCAAGGCUUACAUUACGCUGCGAAUAUGAUAGAUCAUAGGUUCCUUGGUCGAAACCUAAACAAUGAACAGAAAAAACAAGCGAAUGACUUCAUAACUGCUGGAGGAGUUGAUGAAAACUUCGCUCCUUUCAUAAUGGCACUAACAGCAAAAUCUCACCAUUUUCCGAAAUUCAUGUUUGGCGAAUCGUUCAAGAACACCUGCCCUAUGUUGUGGUGGACUUCCGUGACUCUAGAAGAUGAAGAGAGAUGGCCACAAAAAGAAAAGUUCAUAAAGUUUUGUGAACAGUUAUUAACCGCAACAGCUUCAACUGCACCAUUAGAGAGAUGUUUUUCAACAUUUGGGCUUGUGCAGUCAAAGCUAAGAAACCGACUGGGCAACGAAAAGGCUGCAAAGCUGGUUUUUCUUGUUUAA